Gadus chalcogrammus (walleye pollock) is the source of this 686-nucleotide messenger RNA. RefSeq lists its product as uncharacterized. The transcript has 6 exons. The record is from RefSeq and is a predicted model, not a curated record. NCBI's taxonomy places the organism in Eukaryota, Metazoa, Chordata, Actinopteri, Gadiformes, Gadidae. Bases 18 to 686 code for a protein of 222 amino acids.
GACAACUAUUACCAAAUAUGACAAAACCCAAGACCAUUGGGAAAUGUCCCAUUUGCGGGAAAGUGUUAAAUUUUGUGGCAAAGCAUCUCAGGGAGAUCCAUUCCCUCCAGAACAUCCGGGAGAGGAGCAUCCUUAACUACCUGGCCACAGGCAAGACUUUGGUUCCUGCCGGACCCUGCCCCCUUCCCGGAUGUUCGCCCUAUCUCCUUUACGUGGUAAAACACCUGAGAACUCACACUGAGGUUCCCAAGGCAAACGUGGAUCGGAAGAUCAAGGCCCUCAAGCGCACCACAGCCAUCAACCAGCUGGCGGCCUUGAGGGCCACUGAUCCCCAUCCACCCAUGGUCAGCACGCUCGACCAGCCGGAGGACCAGGCGCAGCAGUCUGACCCGGAGGCGGGAGUAAGCAUGUGCACGAAGCGCACUUGCGUCAAUGCCCGCCUCCGGGUCCGUCAGCUAGAAAGGGAGCUGGCAGACCUCCGUACUAGGUUGGUCCAGCUCCAGGCCAAGCACCGGCCUCGACAGGCAGCCCCAAUACCGAUUGGUCAUCGGGAGAGAUAUUGCAGAAAGAAACACAGAGACGAGGCCAAACCGUCGGCCCAGCCCAUGGAACCAGUCAGCGCCCCCCACACCAUGAAGAACCCGCUCCAACGCCCAGAUGGCAAGGACCAAUCCAGGUGUUACUGA